GUUAUUUAUUUAGUAGGAAAAUGUUCUUCAGUUUCAGAGGGAAUGACCAUCUCAUAUUUCAAGUGAUUUCUAAUCUCUUUGAAAGACUGAAAAUUGUACACAAUGUUGCAUAUUCUUAGCCAGAUUACAGUCCUCUAGGUCUAUUAAUGUUGAAUGUAUUAAGUAAGAUGGUCAUUAUUUUGGUGUAUUUACCAGGACUUGUAGUCACUCAUUUCUUGCAGCUGUUUCUUGCUACCUUCCGAAUUUUACAACUCCCCAAAAUAAAGGUGGGGAAUACAAACACCCACCCUCCUUUUCUGAAGACACUCCUGUGAUGUAAACACAAAUACAGACAAGAGGAAACUGAAGGCUUUACGAUCAGUGUUGUUGCUAAACUUUUGCUAUUUCUUUAAAAUUUUUGACCCCCACGCUAUCUGCUUGCAGCGGAGACAGCAGCUCCCAGCCCACGGCUCCUGUGGACUCAGCUCCCGGCGCGGCAGGGAAUCGAUCUGAGGUCUCUCCCUCAACCGCCAUUAAAGCGAUUUCCUUUGUUCAUUUACUUAACAAAUAUUCAUUCCGUUUCAGCUGCUUCUUCGCCUCUGGAAAAUCAAUUUGGGCCUCACGUUCAGCCCCAGCACCCUGCACGCACGGUCCCCUGCUCACUCAGAGCCCCGUCGCAGGCACUGCCUCAGCAAACGCUGCGUCGGAUUUACCAAAUGCCGCCUCUCCUAGGACUAAAAGGCCUCGAGCAUUAAGCCGGCUCGCUUCUCUUCAUCCCUCUCUGCCACCCAGGAAAGCGUUAAUAAGAAUAGUGACCACAGUCUCGCUCAGCCCGUGCGGCAGCUAGCUGAGCCAGUCUCACACUGCGAGGCGCCAUUCUGUCCUCAGCUUGCCCCAAGCUGCGGCCGGGACUAUCGGAUGGAGAGCCAGGACGAGUGUAAGAGUCUAAGCUUCCAACGCCUCUCGGCAGGAGGUGGACCGGAGUUCCGCGGGGGUCCAGCAGCCCCCUCAGUCUCAGCUGGAUUUUUCCAUCCGUCCUGCUGGCUCUGGAUCCCGGACUUCGCAGCGGAACUACAACUCCCAACCCCGUGGCUGCCCGGACUCCCGGAAGUCCCUGCCCACCGGACGGAAGUAGCUGAGACCCAGCCUAGAGGCCGGGGGCUAAUUCAACUAGAAAAGGGGGCGGGAAGGGCUGCAGGGCACCUGUCAGUUCGCCACCAUGAACGUGGUUUUUGCUGUGAAGCAGUACAUUUCGAAAAUGAUAGAGGACAGCGGACCUGGUAUGAAAGUACUUCUCAUGGAUAAAGAGACGACUGGCAUAGUGAGUAUGGUAUACACACAAUCAGAGAUUCUUCAGAAGGAAGUGUACCUCUUUGAACGUAUUGAUUCUCAAAAUCGAGAGAUCAUGAAACACCUGAAGGCAAUUUGUUUUCUUCGCCCUACGAAGGAGAAUGUGGAUUAUUUGAUUCAGGAGCUUCGAAGACCCAAAUACAGUAUAUAUUUUAUUUAUUUCAGUAACGUGAUCAGCAAGAGUGAUGUGAAGUCACUGGCCGAAGCCGAUGAGCAAGAAGUUGUGGCUGAGGUUCAGGAAUUUUACGGCGAUUACAUUGCUGUGAAUCCACAUUUGUUUUCCCUUAAUAUUUUGGGCUGUUGUCAGGGUCGAAAUUGGGAUCCAGCCCAGCUGUCCAGAACAACUCAAGGACUGACAGCUCUCCUUUUAUCCCUGAAGAAGUGUCCUGUUAUUCGUUAUCAGCUUUCAUCAGAAGCAGCGAAGACACUUGCAGAAUGUGUUAAGCAAGUGAUAUCUAAAGAAUAUGAGCUGUUCGAAUUCCGCCGGACAGAGGUUCCUCCAUUGCUGCUUAUUUUAGAUCGCUGUGACGAUGCCAUCACCCCACUGCUCAACCAGUGGACAUAUCAAGCCAUGGUCCAUGAACUACUGGGCAUAAACAACAAUCGAAUUGAUCUUUCCAGAGUGCCAGGAAUCAGCAAAGACUUAAGAGAGGUCGUCCUGUCUGCUGAAAAUGAUGAAUUUUAUGCUAAUAAUAUGCACCUGAACUUUGCCGAGAUUGGUAGUAAUAUAAAGAAUCUCAUGGAAGAUUUCCAAAAGAAGAAACCAAAAGAACAGCAAAAACUAGAAUCAAUAGCAGAUAUGAAGGCCUUUGUUGAGAAUUACCCACAGUUCAAGAAGAUGUCUGGGACUGUGUCAAAGCAUGUGACUGUGGUUGGAGAGCUGUCUUGAUUGGUCAGUGAGCGGAAUCUGCUGGAGGUUUCUGAGGUUGAACAAGAACUAGCCUGUCAGAAUGACCACUCAAGUGCUCUCCAGAAUGUGAAGAGGCUCCUGCAGAAUCCCAGAGUAACAGAGUUGGAUGCUGCCCGCCUAGUGAUGCUUUAUGCUUUACAUUAUGAGCGACACAGCAGCAACAGCCUGCCCGGCCUUAUAGUGGACCUCAGGAACAAAGGCGUUUCGGAGAAAUAUCGGAAGCUCGUGUCUGCAGUUGUUGAAUAUGGUGGCAAACGGGUUAGAGGAAGUGAUCUCUUCAGCCCCAAAGAUGCCGUGGCUAUAACCAAACAGUUCCUCAAGGGCUUGAAGGGAGUAGAAAAUGUGUAUACACAGCAUCAGCCUUUCCUGCAUGAGACCCUGGACCUACUCAUCAAAGGAAAGCUUAAGGAGAACCUCUAUCCUUAUGUGGGCCUCAGCACACUCAGAGACAGACCUCAGGAUAUCAUUGUGUUUGUAAUUGGAGGAGCCACCUAUGAGGAGGCCCUGACAGUUUAUAACCUGAACCGGUCUACUCCUGGAGUGAGGAUUGUCCUGGGAGGAACCACUGUGCACAACACAAAAAGUUUCCUAGAGGAAGUGCUGGCUUCAGGACUGCACAGCCGAAGCAAGGAGAGCUCUCAAGCCACAGUGAGGUCAACAAGCAGAAGAUGAGCUGUGGUGGAGCCUGGGAAGAGGGCGCUUCC
Messenger RNA from Octodon degus (degu), 2943 nucleotides. It is a transcript of the gene Vps45, whose product is annotated as vacuolar protein sorting 45 homolog. Lineage: Eukaryota; Metazoa; Chordata; Mammalia; Rodentia; Octodontidae. The transcript has 15 exons. The record is from RefSeq and is a predicted model, not a curated record. Gene Ontology annotation, cellular component: Golgi membrane. Gene Ontology annotation, biological process: intracellular protein transport; vesicle-mediated transport.